AUGGAUGACUCGGAACGACGAUCUGUCAAGCGUUCGCGCUUCGACCAAACCGAGCCGGAGCCGAAGAAGGCCUCCCGAUUCGACCGCCGCUCGCGUUCUCCCCCCAGCAAGCGCUCCGAACCGCCCAGAGAUCGCAGUCCCAUCGGAAACGAUACGUCUGAGCCGAAGAAGGCCCCGGCCGAUGCUGCCGCCGCCGCAGCCGCCGCCGCCGCACGCAUCAAUGCUCAACUCCAGGCUAAAAAGGGCAUCCAGCAUGUUGACGUCCCACCGAUCCUGUCGACCAGCGAGACGGCAAAGGGAGGCUCUGGCUCUCCCCCGGCGGACAACAUCAACGGGGAGAUGUACGUCGCUGAUGGCGACUACAUCAAGGACAUCGAAGUCAAUGACCUGCGCAACCGUUACCUCUUGACCAAGGGGUCUACACAGAAGAUGAUUAAAGAAGAGACCGGUGCUGAUGUUACUACCCGAGGCAGCUUCUAUCCCGACAAGGCGAUGGCCACGCCCGCAAACCCGCCGCUCUACCUUCACAUCACAAGCACCUCGAAGCAAGGUCUCGAACAGGCCGUAGCCAAGAUCGAGGAGAUGAUGACUCAGGAGCUCCCCCAGCUUGUCGACGAACGUCGGUUCCGGCGCCGUGACCAGGAGCAGGUGGAGCGCGACGAGUACGGACGCCGUAAAUGGCCUGAGGAGAAGAUCCCCAUCGAUCUGGACCCUGUUCCGGGAUUCAAUCUGCGUGCUCAGGUCGUCGGACACGGCGGUGCGUACGUCAAGCACAUUCAGACUGAGACCCAAUGUCGAGUGCAGAUCAAGGGCCGCGGCUCUGGCUACUAUGAAGCCUCCACCAACAAGGAGAGCGAGGAGGACAUGUACCUCCAUGUGGCGGGACCCGAUCCUGCGAUGGUGGCAAAGGGCAAGGAACUGUGCGAGGACUUGAUCGCCAAUGUCAAGGAGCAGUACGAGGAGUUUAAGAACCGGCCCCCUCGCAGUUACGGCGGUGGCGGUGGCGGCUAUGGCGGUGAUCGUGGGUAUGGUGGCCGAGACCACGGCGAUCGUCACCACGGCGGCGACCGCAACCAUGGAGACCGCUACGGUGAUCGUGGGUACGGCAACCGCUCCAACGACCAUUCUCACGGCUCUGGCGGAGGCUACGGUGGCCAGCAGGGCUCUCAAGGCAACGCCUACCAGGGCUACGGCGGCUACGGAGCGGGACAGGGCGCUGCGCAAUCCGCCAGCCCAGCCCCUGGCGCCACGAAUAGCCCAGCGGCCGGCGCCGCCUCUGCCGCUGACUAUGCAGCCCAGUACGCCCAGUACUACGGCGGCCAGGAUCCCUACGCCGCCUAUGGCGGCUAUGCUGCUUACGUCCAAAUGUACCAGCAGUACUAUGGCGCCCAGCAACAAGCGACGGGUUCGCCAGCGCCCCCGGGAACUGGCGCAUCUGGGUCACCUCCACCGCCUCCGAGCGAGGCAGCUCCUCCCCCACCCCCACCUCCGAGCGCGGCGCCCCCGCCCCCUCCCCCUUCCGGGCCUCCCGGGACAGGAAGCUACGGAGCGGUGCCUCCUCCACCUGGCCUUUGA
Molecule: messenger RNA, 1575 nt
Organism: Verticillium nonalfalfae
Lineage: Eukaryota; Fungi; Ascomycota; Sordariomycetes; Glomerellales; Plectosphaerellaceae
Exons: 8
Coding region: 1-1575 (524 amino acids)
Cellular component (GO): nucleus
Molecular function (GO): RNA binding
Source: RefSeq, a predicted model, not a curated record